GGACAAACAUGGUCCAAGAGGCAGCAAACUAGGCGACCUUCAAUACAAAUCCAAACCCCAAGUCGGCAAACCCUAGACUAAUCCGCAGCCCCCAGACCCUAACCUACACGGCAACUCGACGAGGAGGGCGGAGGAGCUGCGGCAUCUUCCAUCUGCCGGGCGGCGAGGCGGUGACAUUCCGGCGGUAACUUCGCCCAGGGUUGACGAUGAGCUCAGAAAAGGACGAGGACAUCACGCCCCGCCAACGACUAUCGUGCUCCAAAUAUUUUGAUGCGCUGUGGUUUUGCUACUCUCCAGUCCACCAGAUGCAGCAGUACUACCGUCUUGGUUCCCUUGACAAUUGCUCCGGAAAAUGGGGUGCCCUUUACGAUUGUUUAAACCUCAAAACCAAAAGAGCUUCCGAAGUUGAGGAAAUUUUGAAGACUCGUGAGAAAUCUGUUCCUCAUAUAUGGUCUUUUCGGUCCCCAAAGGAGGCGAGAUACCAUUGGCAGAAACUCUUCGGGCAUCUGGAUGACCAGGAAUAAUAGUUUAUGCUCUUACAGAUUUAUUUUAUCUUCAUAAAUAAUAACAUUGUACCGAAAUUUCCUUUUGGAAGUGAUACUUUUGUGUUAUUCUGCUUGAGACCAUAGUAAAAUAGUAAUUCUUACUAGAGUUGUGAUUAAUUUUUAAGCUAUUAGUUAUGUACCCUAUAUAUAUAGAAUGAGUUUUUAGGAGAAUGGGUUUUUAGGAGGUCAUAUUAUAUUAGUAGUUUUGCUACUUAUUUUUACAUUGGUUUUUAGCAUAGUAUGAAAUGGAUUUGAGCCUUAAGGACACAAAAAUAAUAAAGUGUGAAAAUGAAAAGCUAAAA
Molecule: messenger RNA, 847 nt
Organism: Striga asiatica
Lineage: Eukaryota; Viridiplantae; Streptophyta; Magnoliopsida; Lamiales; Orobanchaceae
Source: the annotation of a GenBank genome assembly